UCCGGCGGGGCCGGGGAGGGAUGCGGGCACCGCCGCCCGCCGGGGCGAGAGCUCCCCGCGUCCCGCACUGACGGCCGCCCCGCCGCCGGCACUCUCCUCGGGGCUCGCGGGGAGUCGGCGGCUCCGGGGCCGCGCAGCCAUGGCCAGCUCCGCGCAGCCCCCCGCGGGAGCCGGCCCCGACGGCGGCUCUCUGGCGGGGGGCGGCGAGACCUUCGGGGACCGCUCCCUCAGCCAGGGCCUGAGCGUGCUGGUGGGGCUGGGGCUCUGCGUGACCAUGCUGGGGCUGGGCUGCGCCGUGGAGCUGGGGCAGCUGGGGCAGCAGCUCCGGCGGCCCGUGGGGCUGCUGCUGGCCCUGCUGGGACAAUUCGUGGCCAUGCCACUGCUGGCCUUCCUCCUCGCCCUCAUCUUCGCUCUGGACGAGGUGGCGGCCGUGGCUGUACUGCUGUGCGGCUGCUGCCCCGGGGGCAACCUCUCCAACCUCAUGUCGGUGCUCGUCGACGGGGACAUGAAUCUGAGCAUUAUCAUGACGGCCUCCUCCACGCUGCUGGCCCUCUUCCUGAUGCCCCUCUGCCUCUGGAUCUACAGCCGCCACUGGAUCAACACGGCCGUGGUGCAGCUGCUGCCCCUGGGGGCGGUAAGCCUGACGCUGGGCAGCACCCUGCUGCCCAUCGGCCUGGGGGUGCUCAUCCGCUACCGGCACCCCCGCGCCGCCGACCUCCUGGUCAAGAUUUCCCUGUGGUCCCUCUUGGUGACUCUGGUGGUCCUGUUCAUCCUGACUGGGACCAUGCUGGGCCCAGAUCUGUUGGCACAGAUUCCUGCGUCUGUCUACGCCAUUGCAGUGCUGAUGCCUCUGGCAGGGUACGCCUUGGGAUACGGCUUAGCCACGGUCUUUAAAAUGCCCCCACACUGCAGGAGAACAGUGUCUUUGGAAACAGGGUGCCAAAACGUCCAGCUCUGCACUGCCAUCCUAAAACUCACCUUCUCCCCGGAGAUCAUAGGGAGCAUGUACAUGUUUCCCUUGCUUUAUGCGCUUUUUCAGUCAGCAGAAGCAGGACUGUUUGUGCUGGCAUACAAGAUGUACGGAAAAGACAGCUACAAGCAAGAUACACUUGGUGAAGAGGAAGACACAGACAUUUCCUACAAGAAACUGAAGGAAGAGGAGGUAGCUGAUACUUCAUAUGGCACAGUGACCACAGAGGAGCACAACUCCAUUCAGAUGGAGCCGACCCAGACGGCGCUUUAGGCAGGACAAAGAGGUAACUCCCAGAGACUGAGUGUGUGUUGUGCUUGCAGCCAGGCUGGGGCUGUGCUCGCUGCUGUGCAAGCGGAGCUGCCCAGCCUCGAUCAUUUCUCCAGCUACUCCCAUUGUACAAGGUGAUAUGUGUUUAUUACCAUGAAAGUUCUACUCCCUCAAAAGUAAAGGUAAAAAAAAAAAAAAAAGAAAAA
This is a messenger RNA of Passer montanus (Eurasian tree sparrow), 1446 nucleotides long. RefSeq names its product solute carrier family 10 member 4 (gene SLC10A4). Gene Ontology annotation, biological process: bile acid and bile salt transport. Gene Ontology annotation, cellular component: membrane. The record is from RefSeq and is a predicted model, not a curated record. The transcript is spliced from 3 exons. Bases 140 to 1243 code for a protein of 367 amino acids. Gene Ontology annotation, molecular function: bile acid:sodium symporter activity. Lineage: Eukaryota; Metazoa; Chordata; Aves; Passeriformes; Passeridae.